AUGGUCAUACAUAAUUGUAGUCCUGGUACGAAAGGAAAUAUUUGGUUAUUCUGGAACAAAGGUAUACAACAACCUCAAGUUAUUUCAGUUUCUAGUCAGAUGUUAACUGUAAGUGUUGGUGAUGUGUUAGUGUCUGGUGUUCAUGCACAUGCCAAAGUUAUUCAGAGAAGGUUUUUGUGGUCAGAAAUGAAGAUUAUAAGUGAUCUUAAUAAACCAUGGAUUAUUUUAGGUGAUUUUAAUGCAGUACUCACUCAAGAUGAGAAGGUGGGUGGUAGAGUACCUAACAUAAAUUCAAUGUUAGAAUUUAAUGAUUGCCUAAAUCAGUGUGAGUUAUUGCAAGCUCCCAAAACUGGAUUACAAUACUCAUGGUCUAAUUGUCAACAUGGAAGCGGGAGAAUUUUAUGCAAUUUAGACAGGGUUGUUUUUAAUCAAAAAUGGUUGCAGAUGUAUAGUGAUUGGGGGUAUAAUGUUGGCAUGAGAAUUGUCUCUGAUCAUGCACCUUUGUUAGGAGCAUGUGCUAAUAUUCCAAAACCAAAAAACACUCCAAGGAAAUUCCAAAAAAUAUGGCUCAGUCAUCCAGAAUUUAUGCAAGUUGUAUCAAAUUGUUGGUCUCAAAAUGUAGUGGGGGAUCCUGCUUUUCAGUUUCUACACAAGUUGAAGGAGUUAAAAAAGGUUCCCAACACAUGGAACUGGGAAGUCUUUGGUGAUGUUCAGGUAAAGAUUAAGGAAGCUGCAGAUAAAGUAAAUUUGGCAACUCAAAUUUCAUAUGCUAAUCCAUUUGAUGAGGAUGCUCUUGCUAAUUUAGUUCAAGCUCAAAAUGAACAUGCUAGUAGAGAAACUCAAGCCAAUACUCUGAUAAGGCAAAAAUAUAGAUUCAAGUGGAUAAAAGAAGGUUCAACUAAUACCAAUUUUUUUCAUACUAAAAUGAAAAUAAGAAAUGCCAAAAACAUGAUUAGUGAGCUUGAAGACACUGAGAGUAAUGUAGUUGCAAAUCAAGACAAAAUAGUUGAAGCUUUGGUUGAUCACUUUCAAAAGAAGUUUGAAUUUCAGCCUGUGAGUGGAGCAGAAAAUUUGCUAGAUGUUAUACCAAAACUCACUACUGAAGAAGAUCAGCAAAAAUUAGAUAUACUUCCAGAAGAGGAGGAAAUUAAAGCUGCCAUUUUUGACAUGGAUCCAGAGAGUGCUCCUGGUCCUGAUGGUUUUUCUGGUAUCUUAUUUAGAAGUUGUUGGAACAUUAUCAAAAAUGACUUGGUAGCAGCUAUCAAAUUCUGUUGGAGGAGAAGAUUUAUACCAAAAGGGAUGAACUCAAGUUUCUUAUUCUUGUUGCCUAAGACUCAAGGAGCUAAAACUGCUAGUCUAUUUAGGCCAAUUGGAUUAAAUAAUGUGGUUUUCAAGAUCUUUACUAAGAUAAUCACCAAAAGAAUGAGUGGGAUUAUGGAAAAGUUAAUAUCUCCUCAGCAAGCAGCUUAUAUAAAGGGAAGAAACAUACAUGAGCAAGUUUUGCUUGCUUCUGAGUUGGUCAAUGAGAUGAAAUUCAAAAGAAGGAGAGGUAAUGUAGGAAUUAAGCUUGAUAUUUCUCAGGCCUAUGACUCAUUAAUGGAGGCCCAUGUGGAUUUUUUUUCUGUGGGGAGAGGCUUGAGACAGGGUGAUCCACUCUCUCCAAUUCUCUUUGUUCUGAUGGAAGAUGUUUUAAGAAGAAACAUCUCUGCUUUAUUGGAAAGAGGUGAGACGCAACCAAUGGUUAUGAAGAAUGGAAUACAUCCUACUCAUCUGUUUUUUGCAGAUGAUGUAUUCAUAUUCUGUAGUGGAGGUAAGAAGAGUCUUAAGAAUUUGUUUAAACUACUAGAUGAAUAUCAAGCUGUUUCUGGUCAGAUCAUUAACAAACACAAAAGUAAGCUAUUUGUGGAUGGUACUUCACAUAUAAGAAGGCAAUUGAUUAGUAACAUGUUACACAUGGAAGUAGCCAAAUUCCCUGACAAAUAUUUGGGGGUAUAUCUUGCUCCAGGAAAAGUUACAUCUGCAAUGGUUUGGCAUAUAAUUGAAGUUCUUCAAAGCAAAUUGGCAUCAUGGAAAGGUAACUUACUAUCUUUUCAUGAUAGAUUGGUGCUAGUUAAAUCUGUUCUUAGUAACUUAUCUAUCUAUAACAUGUCAGUUUAUAGAUGGCCUUCUUCUAUGAUUAAAAUAUGUGAAAAACUUGUAAGGAAUUUCUUGUGGACUGGAGAUGGAGACGUAAAAAAAUUCAAAACUCUUUCAUGGAAAAAAGUUUGCACCCCUUAUGAGGAAGGUGGUAUAGGUAUUAAAAUACUAAAAGUUGUCAACCAAUCAUUGUUAAUGAAGCUCAUGUGGAGAAUUUUAAAUUCAGAUGAAGAAUGGGCAUUUUUUUUAUCUGCAAAAUUUCAAGAUAGAUAUGGCCAAUGGACAUCAAAUUGGAGACAAUCCACAAUUUGGAAAGGACUGAAAUGGGCUUGGAAUUCUUUAAAAGAUGAUAUCAGAUGGAAAGUUGGAGAUGGCUCAUACAUUUCAGUUUGGUUUGAUAUUUGGUUGGGAGAAAAUCCAUUGAUAAAUGAAAUUGGUUAUAUAGAUUAUGUCAAGCACAAUAUUGGUCUGAAAGUGAAUGCAUUUUUAUCUGAAGGUCAGUGGAACAUUCCAGUUGAAUUGCAACCACUUAUCUCCAAUCAUCAGUUGCCUGCAGUUCAUGGUGGUGGUGAUAUAAGAUUAUGUAAUGCUGAUAAAAAUGGUACUUUCUCAACUCAUUCUGCAGUUGAAAGAAUAAGACAUCAUAAGCCAGUUUUAUCAUGGACAAAAUAUAUUUGGCAGCAUUUUAUUCAUCCUAGUAUUGCCAGCAAUGUAUGGAAGCUGCAACAAGAAGUCUAUGUAGAUGAUACUAUCAUGGUGAAGAGGGGAUUUGAAAUGGUUUCCAUCUGCUGCAUUUGUUGUGAAGAUCAAGAUAAUAUGAAUCAUACUCUCUGGGAGUGUGAGUUCAGUGUUGCAGUUUGGGAUUGGUUGACUAUGGUUUUUGGAUUUUCAAGGCCUAAACCAUUUACAGAUGUUUGUCAGGUGGCAAAACACAAAGGUACAAUGGUAAAACGGAUGUGGAUGACAGCUGAUUGUGCUACUAUGAAAGAGCUGUGGUUUCAGAGAAAUGCCAAGUUUUUUAGUGAAAUUAAGCCUAAUCUCGAUAGAUUUAAAAGUAGAAUCAUUCAGCAAGUUCAUGAAGGCAGUUACAGAAUGACACCAUGA
Papaver somniferum (opium poppy) is the source of this 3240-nucleotide messenger RNA. RefSeq lists its product as uncharacterized. Lineage: Eukaryota; Viridiplantae; Streptophyta; Magnoliopsida; Ranunculales; Papaveraceae. The record is from RefSeq and is a predicted model, not a curated record. Bases 1 to 3240 code for a protein of 1079 amino acids. The transcript is spliced from 3 exons.